ACGGUUGCAAAUUAGAGAACCCAAAUUUGACCUAAAUCUAUCAUCUCUGAUCUCUCCAUUUCUCUCGACUCUCCUCUCACAGUCUCCACCACCCUCCUCGCCUCCUAUCUUUGUUGCCGCUCCGACCACUCCCCCAGUGCCCCCAACAGCAACCACCACCACCACCGCAGCAACCACACACCUCGACGCCUGGCUGAAGCUGAACGGCUCGUGCCCGGUUUCCAGGAACUUGCCGCUGCCAACCUCGCUGUCCACGCCGCUCUCGGAGGUCGUUUCACUCUCGCAGUACGCCGCGGAUCGGAGGCGGAGGAGGUGAUAAGAUUUGAUCCCUGGACAUUUCCAUUGCAAGAGGUACCCUGCCACAUCAAAGUCAUUGCAUCUGUUUGAAGUUUACUCAACAUGAAGUUCUUGGAGUACACUCCUUUGGAUCGGUUAAAUGAUUUUCUAAGUAAUUUAAACCUUGGGGAGCGUACCAUUAAGGGAUGCCUUGAAGCUUACUCCUGCAAACACACGGGAACUGAUAAGAAAUUGUCUCUCAGCUUGGAGAAUGAGAUGCUUGAUUAUCUAGGGAGAUCUUCAGACACUGACUCUUCCUCACCAGCUGAUUUCCUGUUGAGCAGAUCCAGCCGGAAGACAUUGAUCUACCUGGUUCUUACUCUCAAUCACAUGUAUCCGGAUUAUGAUUUCAGUGCGGUGAAAGCUCAUCAGUUCUUCACAGAGGAAAGCUGGGACAUUUUUAAGCAGAUUCUUGAUACCUACAUGUUUGAAGCAUCAAAGGAAUGGAUUGAGACUAAUGGGGGCAGUUCCCUGCUGGAGGCCUUGUACAAGGCUCUUGACGAGGUUGUAAAACUAGCAGAAUGCGAAAUUUACAGUUACAAUCCGGACUCUGAUGCAGAUCCAUUUCUAGAGAGAGGAGCCAUAUGGUCUUUCAAUUUCUUCUUCUAUAACAGAAAACAAAGGCGUGUUGUGAGUUUUCGUCUUUGCUGUUUGAGUAAUUUGGUGGCCGAUGAAUUUCUUAUGGUUGAAUUACCUUCCGAGGAAGAUGGAGAGAUUUUUGAUGACAUGGACAUGUGAGUAGGAUCAAUACCGUUAACAUAUAUAUGUAGUCGUGUAACCACUAAGUGCUGCACUCUUGAGGCUUGGUGGGUAGGAUUAGGUUUUCUACUUUCCUGUAUGCAUUUACUGUAGCUGCUGCUGUCAUUUAGUUAGGAACGAUGCUGUCUAUGUAAAUGUAUGUCAAAUAUAAUCCCAGACUUGUAAGCUUAAUAGAAACAAACAACUCUAGUUUCUGGGAGACAUUCCUCUGUCUCCCAGAAAUGACGUUGAUAUUAUUGAACUGUGCACUUAUGUAUGUGUCA
Messenger RNA from Corylus avellana, 1358 nucleotides. RefSeq names its product transcription regulator. NCBI's taxonomy places the organism in Eukaryota, Viridiplantae, Streptophyta, Magnoliopsida, Fagales, Betulaceae. Gene Ontology annotation, molecular function: RNA polymerase III core binding. The record is from RefSeq and is a predicted model, not a curated record. Gene Ontology annotation, biological process: negative regulation of transcription by RNA polymerase III. Gene Ontology annotation, cellular component: nucleus.